GUGUAAGCGUGUGUUACACUCAGUUAUCAUGUAAAGACAGGUUUAUCUAAACAUAACAAACGUUUAUCAGUUAACAUGUUCAAAGCUUCUUGAAGUUUGACGAAUUAGAGGAUUGUUAUUAGAACUACAAAUGUGUAUGUAGUGGAACACUUUUAAACAUCAUAUCAACAAGUUGAUAACAGUGAUCAAUUUACUAUUUCAUGUGAAUAAAGGGUACAUAAACCUAUCCAGAUAACAGGAAGUAAUUUUCAAAACUUUGCAAUAAAAUGGCGACAGCUUUAAGUUCAGUUCAUCGAAGUUCGGAUUUUGUGAAGGACUAUUUUUGUGAUGCUUGUGAAAGUAAACAGAUGGUAGAAACUGCAGAGAUGUACUGUGAAACAUGUCAGAAGUGUUUUUGUGGAAAAUGCAUUAAACACCAUGGUCAAUUAUAUGCUAACCAUGUCAUAUAUGGAAGAGGAGACAUGAACAAGUGGCCGCUCACCAAGAAAAUUGACAACUUUAUUCAGACAUGUGAGGCCCACACAGACAAGAAACUAGAAAUGUUUUGUGACGACCAUAGUCAACUGUGCUGCAGCAAUUGUGCUUUCCUAAAACACAGACAAUGCAAGGAUGUGACUCUUAUUUCUGAGAAAGUAAAAAGCCAAUCAACUGAUCUACACAAUCUGGCAGAUAAAAUUCAAACCAUUCUUGACGAACUGCAACAAUUUAAUAGUAAACGAGAGGCCACCAUUCAGUCUGUGGAGAGCUCUUACAAUCAAAGUCUACACGAAGUCCGCGAUGUGCGUCAUAAAUUAAAUGCUGCUUUGGAUGAGCUUGAAAAGGCCACCCUGAAAGAACUGGAUGAUAUGAGGACUGCACUGCAAGCCUCCCUUAGCAAAGACGUAGAUAACUCCAACAACCUGAAAGAUGAACUGACACAACUCAGUGAGGCUGUACACCACCUUGAAAACAGGAGUAAGGCAGAACUCUCAUUUAUAGUAGAAAGGAAAGGUCUGGGCAAGAUUCUGGAGUCAGAAGUAUACCUGAAGGAGAACACUGUCAAAGUUGACAGUUCAAUAUCAUUCCAAGCAAACAGAGAAAUUCUUCACUUCUUGUCCAAACAAUUAAGUCUAGGGAAAUUCAUACAGAGAACCGAGUCAUUGGCAGUGCGGCAGGGCCCAAAUCAUGUAUUAGCUUUAAAACAGAAGAGUGAGUAUGAUGUAAGAUUACCAAGUGAUUCAACAAAACCAAGCUAUAUCACAGGCAUUUGUGUUAUUUCCAAUGAUAAUAUCCUGGUGGCUGACUUCAACAAUAAAAGAGUGAAGCUGUUGGACCAGAAGUAUAAUGUGAUCAGUCACUGUGAUGUGCCUGUUUCUGAAGGGGACAUGUGUCAGAUUAGUGCAUGUGAGGUGGUUGUUACUGUGCAUGAUUGGGUGCAGUUCAUCUCUGUGAAUAAUGUUCAGCUUGUAAAAGGCAGGAAACUUCAGUUUCAACAUGAUUGUUUUGGCAUUGCUCAUCAUGAAGGCAACCUGUAUGUCACCUCUGGUACUGCUCUGUACCAGUACACUCUUACUGGAACACUUGUAAAAAAGAUCUAUGAAGAUACAACUUCUGAAUUCACGGUGUGGAGGUGUGCUGUGAUUCCAACUGGUGACAGGAUCUAUUUAACCAACUACUCCGAUCACAAGCUCCUCACACUGUCCCCAGAUGGGACCCUGAUAUCCACAUUUACCGAUCCUGACCUACAAUAUCCAUGGGGGGUCCAUGUAACACGAGCAGGUCAGGUCCUUGUGUGUGGGUACACCUCCAACACUGUCAUACAGGUGGAUGGAGAGGGCAAAAGAAAGCUUGCUACUCUCGCUACAUGGACAGAUGGAUUGAGCAAGCCUGUGUCAGUCUGCUACUACAGCAACACUAACGAAGUAAUUGUGGGAAGAUUGGAGAACAACAAAAUCCUUGUUCUCAAAAUUUGAUAGCCAGCAUUUAAAUGUUACAUAUAACAACAUAAUUCUCUAUAUUAACUUUCGAGAAAUGUCAUUUGUAUUCAGAUUGACAGUAAAAGCACACCUAGUAUUACUUCAACUUGUUUAACUUUUCAAGGAAUUGUUUGAAUGGCUUUUAAAAUCUACACUACAGGAUAUCAUAUGGUUACAGGCAUUCAGUAUGUCAUGGUUUUGAACACAGAACCACUUUGUAGUUGAAACUCCACAAAUUCUGUGAACGAAAACAUAGCCAGUAAUUUUGAAUGUUCCUCGGUUGAAGGUCAAUGUCACAAAUUAACGUUAAAGGUAAAACAAAAGAAAUCAGUUGAGACUGUCCAAUAUAAACAUAACAUUACUUUUUAGUUGACAGGGUGACAAGACCAGUCUUUAUUUACUUUAAAUAAUAUUUAAACUGUUUAUGGAAUAUGCAUAGCAUUUUUUGGAAAUGUGACUUAUUGUGUACAUGUUGUCAUAUUUUAAUGAUGCAAAUGUAGUUUUUUAUUAAUUCUGUUUAUAUUAAUAUUACAUAAUUUGUGAGUGUUAAUAAUUUCCCAGGCCCUUUUGGCAUGGCGCUGCCCACCCAGACAUUCCGAGGCCCCACUUCGCCCUUUUCAAAGGCAAAAGCCGCAAUGUUCCCUUAUCUUUAAGAUCUUAAUUGCCUUUUGAACAAAUUUGUUAGCCGAGCCGUCUAAACAAUCAGAGUCCAUAAUUGUAUAUGACGCUCUGACUGCUUGAUUUACUCCUUAUACGAGAAAGUCAAAAUGAGUAUUUAAUAGACUGAUUCCAGUAUUGUCCGGAUUUUCUGUUUUCUCAUCAUACAGUACAAUAACUGGUUUAUUUAUGAUGUAUCUAAAAGACUGUAACGGUAAAAAUUAAGCAUGUCUGUUUUGAUAUUAAUUUAGAGGAAAUGUCAAUUCUAAAUCAAUUGCCAAUUAUUUUGUUAAACUUCACUACAGAACUUUUUAACAAAAUUAAAAGAUCUCUAUGUUUUCCCCGCCAAGAAGUUUUCAUACAAAACAGAUUCCACCACGAUUGCCAUGGGGCUGAUGUUACGUUCUACAUGUUCAGCAUAGGUUUGACGCCCUUUUUAUAUGAUCAACACAAAAGCAUAAGCACUGUUUAAUUAAAGUUCAAGUUUGUUAAAUCUACCGUCGCGUGAACAUCUAAAAGCAAGAAGUUUGUUUCCGAUUUCAAAUUUAAUUAUGCUCAUUUGAAAAUUCAUUAACACAAUUUCAGUUGUAUGUAAUAAAUUUAAUUAUAAUU
Molecule: messenger RNA, 3224 nt
Organism: Dreissena polymorpha
Lineage: Eukaryota; Metazoa; Mollusca; Bivalvia; Myida; Dreissenidae
Exons: 3
Coding region: 267-1952 (561 amino acids)
Biological process (GO): protein polyubiquitination; proteasome-mediated ubiquitin-dependent protein catabolic process
Molecular function (GO): ubiquitin protein ligase activity; zinc ion binding; protein binding
Source: RefSeq, a predicted model, not a curated record